CCGUAAAUAUCAUGACCAGCUUCAAGACCUAAACAAGAUUGGGUUUUCAUGGGAACAGCGCAUACACCCAGGAGGAGCGCCAUACUUUUACCAGGCCGGCAACAUAGAUGCAAAGUUGAAAGUAUUCACGGACUCAUACCUGUACGAUAUAGACAGCGCCAAGGGCAGCGAAUCCGCCGCCAAAACCGCGUCGGAAAUCAGCUGGUGUGUCCUGAUCCUGGAGCACCGCCGCAGACAAGAGAUGUCCGACCUUCCCGAGGGCGCCGAGCUCGUCGUUGAACGUCUGCACCUCAACAACGAGAAGCCGAAAUAUGGGUACUAUUAUGUUUGUCCUCAGAGCCGCACUUUGUUCUGGCUGGACGAGUACAAGAUGAGCAAUGAGUUGACGGACCUGAAGGGCGUCAAGUCUGAAGAGCACAAGAAGUAUGCGGUGGAGGUGGAGUAUUGGACUCACUGCGAGUUGUUUCCGCAUGAGAAGCGGGUACACCAGCAUCUCUUCGAUGAGUUGAGGAGCCUUACCUUGCAUGCCAUCACAGAGCUUCUCACGGCGCGGACACCGUUGUCGCCGUUCAGCCUCGACGAGCUCAUGAGCAUAUGCCAAGUACUAGAAUACGUUCGCGUUGACGAUAGGGAAGGCAAAGCGGGGCUGCGGUGCCAGUACUCGAUGUGUAUCCUUUCGAGAUACCUCAGAAUGUUCGCCGAAAGCAAAUUCGUCAACUUCCACGGCCAAAAGGGCGCACGCCUGCGUGUGAACCAGUCGAUCUACUGCAAAGGCGGACAGCGCUCGUACCUCUUCCACGUGGCAAAUAUACUCAUGCUCGGGGCGCCCGACGUGCACAUGAAGAGCCUGAAGAACAUCUGGGUGGACGACAUGCUGAACCAGGUGCCGUGGAAGCAGUUCGUGACGACGCUGAAUCGGGAGUGGCAGGAUUAUACGCUUUAUUCGACCAUCAUCCUGACCGCAAAUGUUGCGUUUCUUGCGCUCCCGGAUGUAACACUGCAGGGGCAGCCGAGCACGCAGACGGUGGCGCAGAUGAUCAGCUUCGUUUCAACUGUUACGAGUCUUGGGUCGCUUAUUCUGAGCUUAAUUAUGGUCAGACAGAACCGCAUAAAGGGACACGAGAAAGUCGAGGAGGCGCGGGAAUUCAUGGAGAACAUGGCCAACUCGGUUCUCGGCGUCGACAUGGUCGCCAUCAUGUACAGCUUGCCAUUCGGUUUCCUGAUGUGGAGUGUGAUAUCGUUCGUCAUUGCAUUCGCCUUCGUCGCCUUCAAUGGCGCAGGAACCGCGACCCGUAUCCUGGUUGGCGUCAUCCUGGGACUCACGGGGAACAUGGUGCUCUGGGUCGUCUACGUCUCCAUCGGCUCCUCGCUCUCCUCAAAGUCGGAGGAGAAAAAAGAGACCAGGAACGGGCUCGUCGCGGGCCCGGGAGGGCAGGGGCAGCAUGCCGCCAGUCCUCGUAGGCCUCUGCUGUCAGGAAUAAUCGGGAGACGCGGGACUGCCGACGUCGAGAACCAAGGCGCUGGCAGGCCGGUCGCUGUGGCCCAGGGGAACGGGGGUGCCAGUGCACAUUUGCGGUAUCCUCCGACUCGGAGUCGAGGAUAGGGCACCGGAGAUGAUAGGCGGUCUAUCGGACGAGAUAUAGUACAGC
Coniophora puteana RWD-64-598 SS2 is the source of this 1649-nucleotide messenger RNA. RefSeq lists its product as uncharacterized. The transcript is spliced from 10 exons. Lineage: Eukaryota; Fungi; Basidiomycota; Agaricomycetes; Boletales; Coniophoraceae. Bases 242 to 1603 code for a protein of 453 amino acids. The record is from RefSeq and is a predicted model, not a curated record.